AUGACCAAAGGAAAGUGUGUCCUCCUUCCAAGAACAUUAAUAUUCAAACAGAAGCAGGACUUCUCAGAGCUGGAGAAGUGUCCUCCACUGCUGUAUAAGCUGAGUCCUAUCUCUGCAGCCACCAUUGCUGCAACCACCGCUGGUGACUUCGUAGCCACAACUUCAAUGGUGGCUAUGGCCCAGGUCACAACUGCCUGGGAGAAGAAGACAAAGAGAAGGAAAAAGGAAACACAAACCAAAGCUGGUGCUGACAAUAUGGGCAGUGCCUUGAGACAUGACUGACAUGAAGGCUUGAAUCCUAAAGGUACAAAAGAGCUAUGUGCUCAUAUACUAUUUUUUCAUAAGGUACACAUUGAAACUGUGUGUGAAGUAAAGAAAAUCUACCUUCAGUUUUCUUUACUAAAUUCUUCAGAAGAAUUUAGAAUUUCUAAUAAAAAGUCCUUGCCUUUUCCCAGAGACCAUUCUAAUCAGUCAGUCACAACUGAUAAAGAACUACUACCUAUAUAUAUAGAAUUGACUAAUGAAAAUGGCUGUGAUUUCAUUGUCAGUGCUGCAGCAGUUACACCAAAUAUAGACCCUUUUCUCUAUGGCAACAACUUUGCUCUGGGAGAAGAAGGUGGCCUGAAAGUGGGUGCUUCCAUGCACACACAUCUCUCUGAUGUCUGUGCCGCGGAUGACAUCUGCACCGCGUCCUGGAGGCCCAGCCCGGUGUGACAGCAGAUGAGGCUGUGGACCCAGGCUAGACAGAUGGGAUGGUAUGCAGUGAAGUGCAUGGCUGCAGCUAGUUUACAAGAAUCUAUUGACAUGGACUUCAGCUUUGAACUGUUUGCUCAUGUAGCAAAAUUUUUUAACUAUAAGGUCAUAUUGCUGGGAAAAUAAAACCCACAGAGGUUAGGUUCAGAUCAUAAAUUAAUGCGAUGUACCAAAAAACAAGAAUUCAGCAAAGUUGUCAAACUUGGACAAAUUAUGGGAGCUGUAUUAGUUGGUGAAACUGAUUUAGGAGAAACCGAAAACUUAAUUUUAAAUCAGAUGGAUCUUUCAUCAUAUGGAGAAGAUCUGCUACAUCCAAAUAUUGAUUUAGAAGAUUAUAUAAUUCUUAAAAUGCAUCUUUUUAAUGAAAAUGAAGUUCCAUACAACACAUGGAAGUCUCCAUAA
This is a messenger RNA of Lutra lutra (Eurasian river otter), 1155 nucleotides long. It is a transcript of the gene PYROXD1, whose product is annotated as pyridine nucleotide-disulphide oxidoreductase domain 1. Lineage: Eukaryota; Metazoa; Chordata; Mammalia; Carnivora; Mustelidae. The record is from RefSeq and is a predicted model, not a curated record.